GCCUAUGUGAAAGCCAAUGCCACAGAGUCUCCUCAGCCCGCCGGAGGGGAACGUUACUGCAUUGAUUCGCGCGGUCAGUAAUGAAGACUCGCUGCUUUGAGGAGCAGGUUGGCCAGCAGCGCUUUCAUCAACACUUCCAGGGACCAUGCAUGAGCGGACCAUGACUCAGACAUCUGUGACAGUGAUGAAUGGAAAUGUGAAUCUGACCUGUACCACCCCGUACGAUGAGGACCGUAUUCCUCUGGUGGUGCUGUAUAGUGUGGUGCUGAUUGUGGGCCUGCCUGCCAACCUGGCCACCAUGUAUCUCACCUAUCUCCAGGUGCGGCGUAAGAACGUGCUAGGCAUCUACUUGCUUAGCCUAUCCAUCUGUGACUUCACAUACCUACUGACACUUCCCACAUGGACCAUUUAUGUCAACGGGGGGCACCGCUGGCCCUGGAGCUCACUGGCAUGUCAAAUGACGGGCUAUGUAUUCUUUACCAACAUGUACAUCAGCAUCUUCCUGCUCUGCUGUGUCUCCAUCGACCGCUAUGUGGCAGUUGUCUAUGCCGUGGAGUCACGGGGGCUCCGACGCCAGAGACUCGCCACUUUGGUUACUUUGUCAAUCUGUGUGGUGGUAGGCCUGGGCCAUGCUCCAGUUUUUAGCAUGCGUGAGGGCAAUGCUGCCAUAGGAGAGCGUCGCUGCUUUGAGCCAAGCCAAAGCACAGCCACCAUCACAGGUUUCAACUAUGCCCGCUUCUGCCUGGGCUUCUUUGCCCCACUUGCUGUGCUGAUCUUCACUAACCGGGCCAUCCUUGCCAAUGUGCGGGCCAGCACUGGUCUACGACCCUGCCAGAAGGAUAAGGUGCGCCUCCUGGCUGUAGCCGUUGUGUUGCUGUUCCUGAUCUGCUUUGGUCCGUACCACAUCAUCUUGCUAAUGCGUGCAGUUACCUACCACUUCCCCCACCUGCAGGAGGACUGCCACUUUGAGCGAUGUGUCUACACGCCCUACACCAUCUCACUGGGCCUGUCCACCAUCAACAGUGCCAUUAACCCUAUCCUGUAUGUGCUAUCUAGCGACAACAUCCAUAAGGAGAUCAGGAGCUGUGUGGCUGGGUUUUGGACCCGCACUGCACUCCGUCAGCGCUCCACAGAGAGCAGCCAGCACAAGAUGCAGAACUCCAAAAACUCUUCAGACAUGCUUCCUACACAAGACCAGGACAAGACCAGGACACCUACUCCAUGCUAGUUUUGCAAGCGUUAAUGACAGUAUUUCAUGGCACGUCAAAACAUGUCUAUGUUAGAGCUGACAGGAAAGAUGACGUAAAUGGAAAAAUACCAAAAAGUCUGCCUGGAAGUGAAUCAGAGGAUGAGUGAACAGUAUUACUGCAAUAUAUGGACAAUACACGGACAAUUACAGCUAUGUUUUUUUUUUGAGGUAUUUGAGUUUGCUCAUUAGCAACAUAUGAACAGAGUGACACAAAACACAUUUCCUCAGCGUUAAGCAAUAUGAAGGUAUCGCAAGACAUUUAGUUACAAUAAGCUUUUUUGAACAUGUCGUUUUAUAUCGCCACUGACCAACUGCAUGUUUCAGUAAAAAGGGCUUUAGACCCAAGGGGUGUAGGAUUGACUCUCCAGAGAAUGCAAGUUCAUGUUUUUAAUUACAUUUCAUUUCAAUAUGUCACUGUUGUUUGGCUGGAGCAUUGUCUGUUCCAGCUUAUCAAAAAUAAGUGUUCAUGAUAUGUGAAAAUUUCUUCUAGUAUCACAAUAUGCACUGCUAUACUUGAGUCCGUUGCUGAUUGCUAGCAUACAUAGUUACAUACACUCCUUACAGUUUGUUAUGGUUCAAAAAUUUGUACUAGACUGUGACUAUAUGAUAAUGUGCAGUUGUUGUGCACAUUUAUUUCAGAGGAAGUUUUCAGGGUGUUUUGUAAUAAUUAUCAAAAACAGUUGGUGUUGAACUGCAUGCUCUCAAUACCAACAUCUCAAUUUUUAGUGCUGUUUUUGUUGGUGUUCUCAAAAAUGCCUGAAUAUUCUUAAAGAUGUAUUGUAUUUGUUUGAUAAGUUAAGCCUACGCUUAACAACAGCUUUGGGACUGAUUUCUCCAUUUCUGGGUGUAAUGUAUUUCAUUUUUAUGCAUUUAUAUGUUUUGUAUAACUGGUUUUAUACAUAAAAUGCAUUUAGUAGCAAAA
This is a messenger RNA of Pygocentrus nattereri (red-bellied piranha), 2171 nucleotides long. RefSeq names its product G protein-coupled receptor 132b (gene gpr132b). Bases 146 to 1228 code for a protein of 360 amino acids. Gene Ontology annotation, cellular component: membrane. Lineage: Eukaryota; Metazoa; Chordata; Actinopteri; Characiformes; Serrasalmidae. The transcript has 2 exons. The record is from RefSeq and is a predicted model, not a curated record. Gene Ontology annotation, molecular function: G protein-coupled receptor activity. Gene Ontology annotation, biological process: G protein-coupled receptor signaling pathway; G1/S transition of mitotic cell cycle; negative regulation of G2/M transition of mitotic cell cycle.